CAUGUGAUGCAAGGAGUGACGAGGAGUCCCGGACUCGAAUGCCAGACCUCCUUUCUCCUACUUAUAAAACGGAAACCCACACAUAGUUUAGUUGCUGCAUCCCAGGCUCUCCACGUCCCCGCGCACCGCGAAAAAAAAAAAAAACUACGAUAACUGAAGCCAUGGACUUGGCAAAUCCAAAUCCAAAUCCACAAGUGGCACUAUUUGCAAGCCCUGGAAUGGGCCACCUCAUCCCUUUGGUAGCUCUCUCCGAGCGCUUGUUCUCCCUGCACGGCUUCCACUCCACCAUCUUCGUCGCCUCAACUGAAGCCUCUACUACCACUGUCCUUCAUUCCCUACACCUCCCCUCCGCCAUCCGCAUCGUCCACCUCUCGCCGCCCGACAUCUCAGCCUUCGUUACUGCUCAAACAGCGGUCGUCUCCCGUGUCAGUAUCACUGUUAGAGAAUCAAUGCCAGCCUUCAGAGAUGCUCUUGCUGCCAUGUCACCGAAGCCCUCUGUGUUGAUCGUCGAAAUGUUCGGAACCUACACUUUCCCCAUAGCAGAAGAGCAAGGCAUCCCCAAAUACGUAUACAUCCCUACCACGGCAGCGUUCUUGGCGUUGACGGUGUACCUGCCGACUCUGCACAAGGAGAUAGAGGGCGAGUACGUAGACAUGCAGGAGCCGAUUUACAUCCCGAGUUGCAGGCCGAUUCGGGUGGAGGACCUAGUUGACCCCAUGAUGGACCGAAAGGACGACCAAUAUGAGAACUAUGUAUAUAUGGGGAACACGUUGCCCUUGGCAGAUGCGAUAAUGAUAAAUACGUGGGAGGACUUAGAGCCAACAACACUCAGAGCCAUCCGAGAGGAUCCCCUCCUACGUCGGAUCAUGCCGCUGCCGGUUUAUCCGGUGGGCCCAAUAGUGAGGUCAUCCGGCGAGAAAUCACGUGCAGAGUGUAUGGCGUGGCUGGAUGAACAACCCAUGGAGUCGGUGAUUUACGUAUCGUUGGGGAGCGGCGGAACGCUGUCGGAGGAACAACUCACUGAGUUUGCUUUUGGCUUGGAGCUGAGUGGGAAACGAUUUCCCUGGGUGGUGCGUCCGCCGACUGGGAAGGACGGGGCUUUCUUCAAAGCUGGGAGAGAUGGCGGAGAUGGAGGUGAUGGGCUGUCAAGGUACUUACCGGACGGGUUCUUGACACGGACCCGAGGGGUGGGAUUGGUUGUCCCUUUGUGGGCCCCACAGUUAGAGGUGUUGAGCCAUCCGUCGAUUGGAGGGUUCUUAUCACACUGUGGAUGGAACUCGACGCUGGAAAGCAUGGUCAAUGGAGUGCCGAUGAUAGCGUGGCCGCUAUACUCGGAGCAGAAGAUGAAUGCGGCGAUUCUGGAAGAGGAAGUAGGGGUAGCUGUGAGGACGAAAGAGUUGCCGACUAAGAGGGUGGUGGGAAGGGAAGAGAUAGAGAAGCUGGUGAGGUUGGUGAUGGAAAAGGAAGGGGAAGCAAUGAGGAGAAGGAUGAAGGAAGUGAAGGAGAGUGGGUUGAGAGCGGUGGGUGACGGUGGGUCAUCUUGGGAUUGGCUCUCUCAUGUUGCGCAGCAGUGGAAGAUUGGUUAUUUGCAUGCUAAAGAAAAGGCAGGGAAGAGGAGACAGGAAGGAGAGAUCGAUGCAACUCGUGAGCUAGUGGUCAUGAACUGUUAAGACUUGAUGGAUUUCUUCUUUGAAUUGCCUCGUUGUAAUACAGUGAUAUGGAAACAUUGUGUUAGUUAUGGAGAUUAAAAAAAAAAAGGAACAGUUGUGUACGUGGUAUACACUUAGCCGGAUAAAACUUUCCGGCUCCCCGUACGAGGCACUGCCCCAGUUGGGAAAAAUAAACAUCAGUACAUUUUCAUUGUGUUUA
Molecule: messenger RNA, 1869 nt
Organism: Macadamia integrifolia
Lineage: Eukaryota; Viridiplantae; Streptophyta; Magnoliopsida; Proteales; Proteaceae
Product: anthocyanidin 3-O-glucosyltransferase 5-like
Exons: 1
Coding region: 162-1670 (502 amino acids)
Molecular function (GO): UDP-glycosyltransferase activity
Source: RefSeq, a predicted model, not a curated record